AUGAAGCAUCUACUGACUGCACUCGUGGCCCUGCUGGGCAUCCUGCCGCGGGACGAGGUCCUGGGAUUGGGGGUGCGAACGGAUUCAGGACCUCCGUGCCCGCGUCGCUAUCUGCGCAGGAUCAACGGCAAGUGCUACUACUUUUCGGUGAAGAAGAUGAACUGGUUCGGGGCCCUGAAUAACUGCCUGCGCAAAGGACUGACCCUGGCCGACUUGGGCAACCAAAGGGACUUUGACGGCGCCAUCGGCUUCCUGAGUGGCCUGGGCAACACGGAGGACUUCUGGUUCGGGGGCAACGACCUGUACCACGAGGGCCGCUUCCAGUACAUCAGCAACGGGCGACUGGUGCGCUACUACAGCAACUUCAGCAACGUGCUGCCCAUGGAGCACUCCGAGUGCGACGACUGCCUGGAGGUGCGCAUCCGGGCGCAGGUCUCCAUGGUGACGGCGGACAACUGCCAGGAGCGGCAGUACUUCAUCUGCUCGGAGCGCUACUGCGAGGACACGGACGACAGCAAGAAGCCGAAGCACCACAGCCACGAGCAUCUGCACCACUUCCACCACGACAUCGGCGAGAGUGGCGACGGCGAGGCGGAGGAGGAGGCGCUGGACCGCCAGGAGCCCAUCGAAAGUGGAUCGCCGGAGAACGGGGAGCAGGACUCGGAGGAGGCGGCCGGAGCGGUGGACGUGCCGGAUUUGGACAACAAUCAGGCCAAUGUCACCACUGCCGCACCAGAAAAUCCAACAGAAGAAGAGGCGACGGGUGAGCCGGAAGCAAGUGAAACCCCCGAGGACACUACAGCUCCAGCCGCAGCCGCAGCCGAAGGAGGAGAGGAAAAGAAAAAAGAAGGAGGAACAACUCCUCCUCCCGCCGAAGGAGUUACUCCUGCGGAAGCAGCCGCCAUCGCGGAAGGAGCUGCCGCCCCGUCAGGACUUGCUCCACCCGCCGAAGGUGCAGCCGCCGAAGCAGCCGCCACUACUGCGGCAGCACCCUGAGCUGUAGAACAUUGUCCAAAUGAUUCCCGCCUUUCCUUUCGAUCACAAAUAAACGACAGCAAAUAAUAAUGCCAGCAUUUUGAUUUAGCAGAUUCUUGGAGAACAAGGGUACAAACCUUGAGAGCAAGCCUUUUUGAAAUCAGAUGUAUUUAACUUAAAUAAAUUUGUAAUCAAAACACAUCAACAUUUAAUAUAAAAACUGGCAAACUUUCAACAGAUUUGGGUAUAAGUUUACUAGGUCAUUUUACGAUAAGACGAUAAGAAGGCCAAAAUGUGGAAUAGGUCCAUAUAUAAACGACUGCUGUUAGCAGGAGCUUCUGCAAAAUUGAUAUAAAGCCAAGCAUUUUAGAUAAUUAGGAAAUUUGUUCACCCCUUAUACAUCAAUAAAAUUAAAGUUGCAAGCUAUUUAAGUGUUGGUUUCAUUUUUUUUAUGGGUUUAACUUUAACAAAUGGUUUUAUACUUUAAGAUACAUCAUUUGCGAUAAAAAUUUGCAAACUUUAAAAAGAUUCGGGUCUAAUCUAAAAGGUUAUUUAACCUUUGGAAAGCAAGAAAGAAAGAUUAAGAGGCAGAUGCAUGUAUAAACAACUGAUGUUAACAGAGCUUCUCCAAUAUUGAUAUUAACCCAAAAACCUUCAUUUUAAGAACACAGUUAGAUAAUGCUUAAAUAUAUGUCUACCUUUAAGUAGAAGAACUGGGAGAUAAGCCGUAUAAGUGAGGUCACUAACAACAUACAACGUAAAUAAAAUAACAAUACUUUGUAAAAAGCAUUCAAAUAUUCGAACGACUCAAUUAAACAACCUAUUGACAAUGUCAGUUAAUUUGGAAUUCUAUGUUUUUAUUUGAGUUGUAAGACUGAAGAGCACCAGCAUGAUUUUGAUACUGAUGGUGAGUGAACAAUUACCAACUGGUGUAACAUCACCAUUACUAAUUGCAAUUAAUCAAUUGG
Messenger RNA from Drosophila gunungcola (fruit fly), 1943 nucleotides. RefSeq lists its product as uncharacterized. The transcript has 2 exons. NCBI's taxonomy places the organism in Eukaryota, Metazoa, Arthropoda, Insecta, Diptera, Drosophilidae. The coding region runs from base 1 to 996 and encodes 331 amino acids. The record is from RefSeq and is a predicted model, not a curated record.